Messenger RNA from Trifolium pratense (red clover), 811 nucleotides. Its product is annotated as 40S ribosomal protein S15-4-like. The transcript has 3 exons. The record is from RefSeq and is a predicted model, not a curated record. Gene Ontology annotation, biological process: ribosomal small subunit assembly; translation. NCBI's taxonomy places the organism in Eukaryota, Viridiplantae, Streptophyta, Magnoliopsida, Fabales, Fabaceae. Gene Ontology annotation, cellular component: ribosome; cytosolic small ribosomal subunit. Bases 172 to 636 code for a protein of 154 amino acids. Gene Ontology annotation, molecular function: structural constituent of ribosome; RNA binding.
AGUUGGGCUUAUGCGAAAAGCCCAAUGGACGUAACCGAGAGGCCUAGGGUUACACCUUCAGCAUCAUAAAACCCUCUAUAUAAAUAGAUGAAAGGAACUCUGUGACGAGUUUUGUUCUCUUGUUGUAAACCCUAGCGAUCAGCGGCAAGCAGCAACUAUCAACAACCAACCAUGGCAGACGUUGAAGUCGAUACAGCAGCAGCCGCCGCCGGAGUCCCAAAGAAGAGAACGUUUAAGAAGUUCAGUUUCAGAGGAGUUGAUUUGGAUGCUCUUCUUGACAUGUCCACUGAUGAGCUCGUUAAGCUCUUCAGUGCUCGUGCUCGUAGAAGGUUCCAGAGAGGUCUCACCAGGAAGCCUAUGGCUCUCAUCAAAAAGCUUCGCAAAGCGAAAAGGGAGGCACCAGCAGGUGAAAAGCCAGAACCUGUUAGGACUCAUCUUCGUAACAUGAUUAUUGUUCCUGAGAUGAUUGGGAGCAUUAUUGGAGUGUACAAUGGAAAGACAUUUAACCAGGUUGAAAUCAAGCCUGAGAUGAUUGGACAUUACCUUGCUGAGUUCUCAAUUUCAUACAAGCCAGUUAAGCACGGUAGACCUGGUAUUGGUGCUACUCACUCCUCCAGGUUCAUUCCUCUCAAGUGAAGUGCCCUUUUUGGCAGGAUGCAGUUGUAUUUUUCAGUUUAUUUUGAAGGAAAAAACCCAAGAUGAUUUUGUUUCUUAUGUUUAGUGCCUUUUAAUUUGAUUGCUUGGUAGUAUAAACAAUGUUUUGCUAAUGACUUUUUUAUAAAGUUUCAGCAGUAUCUUUUCGUUUGUUUUA